AUGCCAGCUGGCGAAUACUAUGGCACGGCCCUGGAGCGGGCCUCCGACGACCCGGUCGAUGACAGCGAGGUAGAGCUGAACCGCAUGAUAUCAAACAUUGGCUUCGGCAAGUUCCACCGGCGCAUCCUGGGCUUAUGCGGACUGGGGUGGCUCGCAGACAACAUGUUCAUGCAAUGCAUCGCAUGUAUCCUGCCGCGUGUGCAGCAGCACUUCUCUGUCAGCAACGGGCAGAUCGGCCUGAUGUCGUCGUCGAUGUUCCUGGGUCUGACCGGUGGUGCGUUGAUGUGGGGGCUGCUGUCGGAUCGGUUUGGGCGCCUGGUCGCAUAUCACUGGACACUGGUGGUAUCGGCGGUGUUUGCAAUGCUGGCGAGCUUUGCGCCAUCAUUCGGAGUCUUUUGCGCGUGCCUGUUUGGCCUUGGCACGGGUGUGGGUGGCAACAUGCCUGUGGAUGGCGCCAUCUUCCUUGAGUUCAUCCCACGUGAGAAGCGCCACCUGCUGACGCUGCUGAGUGUGUUCUUUUCAUUUGGGUCCGUGCUGACGUCGGUGCUGGCAUUGGCCAUCUUGCCGCCCUUCAGCUGUCCGGAUGACAGCCAGGGGUGCGAUGUGGGCAAGCUGAACAACGGCUGGCGGUACCUGAUGGCGACCUUGUCGCUUGUCACCAUGGCCAUGGUCGUACUGCGCAAUGGCUGGUUCAGCUUGUACGAGAGCCCCAAGUUCCUGCUGCAGCAGAACCGCCGCUCCGAUGUAAUAAUCGUUUUGAAGAAAAUCGUCAUGUUCAAUGGCGGCACGACCAAGGCUGUGGCCACCAGCCCUCGUAGCGGAGACCACAGCGACGGCCAGGACGUGGCUGACUUUGAGAGCUCGCUUAUCAGCCCACAGAUAAACCAGUCCAGCGACGAUAUUGCCAGACCCCCGUCACUCAGCAGCUCUGACGACAUGUCGUGGCUCGAAUGGCCCGAGGACAUUGAAGAGCCGGGGCGACCAGCCAGCCGGCCGCAAGCAAAAUCAAUCCAGAGCCGAAUUCGUGGCGCGCUUGACUUCCGCAGUCACAUGCGCUCGCUGGAGCCAUUGUUCACGCCUGAGCUCCGGCGCACAACAGUCUUAAUUUGGCUGAUUUGGUCGCUGGUGGCCAUGGGGUUCACAAUGUUCAAUGUGUUCUUGCCCAAGUUCCUCGAGUCGCGCAGCGCACCUGGUGCCCAGCAGCAGCAGCUGGCAGCAGGCUCACAUAGCAAGCAGACGGCAGUCUACCGGGAUGCGCUUAUCUACGCGGUCAGCGGCAUACCAGGGUCGAUCCUUGGUGCCUGGAUGGUUGACACACGGCUCGGCCGCAUCUACUCUAUGGCGAUAUCGACCUUCUUCGCUGGCCUGGCCCUGAUAACAUUUGCCAUGACUGCCAAGACACAUGUCGCCUGGCUUACAACCAUGUCGUCGUCAGUUUUUGGGCUGACAAGCUCGCUCAUGUACGCCAUCAUCUAUGCUUAUACGCCGGAGGUGUUCCAUCCUUCGGUACGCGGGACUGCCUGCGGAAUUGCAUCGGCCAUGGGCCGCGUCGCCGGAAUCAUCGCCCCGCUUGUUGCCGGUAUGCUGCUGGAAGUCAGCACCACGCUGCCGAUGUACCUGAGUGUUGCGCUGCUGUGGAUGUCCGCUGCUAGCAUGGUGGCACUGCCCAUCGAAACCCGCGACAUUGCCACAUAG
Molecule: messenger RNA, 1695 nt
Organism: Linderina pennispora
Lineage: Eukaryota; Fungi; Kickxellomycota; Kickxellomycetes; Kickxellales; Kickxellaceae
Product: MFS general substrate transporter
Exons: 2
Coding region: 1-1695 (564 amino acids)
Biological process (GO): transmembrane transport
Molecular function (GO): transmembrane transporter activity
Source: RefSeq, a predicted model, not a curated record